Molecule: messenger RNA, 2103 nt
Organism: Hydractinia symbiolongicarpus
Lineage: Eukaryota; Metazoa; Cnidaria; Hydrozoa; Anthoathecata; Hydractiniidae
Exons: 5
Coding region: 1-1014 (337 amino acids)
Source: RefSeq, a predicted model, not a curated record
AUGAUACUAAUAAAAACAAUACUGACCUUCCUUCUUUUGGCCAAUGUUGUAUUCACACAGAACAAUUCCACAACCGGCACUACAUCAAAAAUGAACACAACAACAACAACAAUGAAUCUAAUAACAUCAACCCCAACAGCAACAACGCGGAACAGAACAAAUUCAACAACAACAACAACAACAGCAACAAAACAGAACACAACAAAUACAACAACAACAACAACAGCAAUACAGAACACAACAAAUUCAAAUUCAAAAACAACAAUCGCAGCAGCAACAACACAGAAUACAACAAAUACAACAACAUCAACAACAACAACAACAGCUACAACAACACAGAACACAGCAAAUUCAACAACAAUACCAGCAACUGCAGCAGCAACAACAAAGAACACAACAAAUUCAAAUUCAACAAUAACAACAACAGCAACAACAACAGAGAACACAACAAAUUCAACAAUAACAACAACAGAGAACACAACAAAUUCAACAACAACAGCAGCAGCAACAACAACCCGGAACACAACAAAUUCAACAACAACAACAGCAGAUAAAACAACAAAUCCAGCAGUGAAAACGACAACAUAUACUCCAGGUACUACCGAUGGAAAGUGUGUCAAUGUUGAGCGUAACUUUUGUCAAAAUGGCGGAGUUUGUAAAGGAAAGAAGGAUUCAUCCAAUAAAAUCACAUCGAUCUGUUAUUGUCGUGGAGGUUACUAUGGUGAUAGAUGUCAGCUGUCAUCUGAUGACGAUGAAAGAAAAUGGCAAUUGUACAAACAACUUGCGUACGCCCUGGGUGGUACGACAGGAUUCUUGUUAAUAGUCAUUGCUUUUAUGAUUUCCUGUAGAAAUAAAGAACUGCGGAAGGGAAGUGCGGUUUUAAGCUACUCGAAAGAACUCGAUGACUUCACGAUUGCAAACAAACGCGCCAGUGCCGUUAUAUCGAAUCCGAACACUCACAAACUCGAUAUGUAUUCAAAUGGAAGCGUAGAGAAAUCGAACUUGGAAUAUUAAACGACCGACUCGAUUCAACUAGGUAAUAAAACUACUGAGGAAAUUAAUUUUUUUCUGUCGGAGUGGGUAACUUCUUCUUCUUCUGUCACGACUAAAAGAGAUAGUAAACAAGAAAAGAUAUAAAAUGUAAAUAAAUUUAAUAAGAGUUUUUAAGAAAUAAAUUUUUAAUAUUCAAAGUAGUUUUUAGAUGUAUAGUACAGAUCGAUUAUAUUUUAUUUUUGGUUUUACCCGCAUGAAUAUUCGUGAUAUCUGCUUUAGAAAGGUUUCUCACUUUAUUUUUAAAACCAACCCGUGUCUAGCUUACAGAGUUUCUUUUCAUUCUAAAAUUAGUUUUAAAAGUUAACAUAUUUUUAAAUUAAGGUUUUUUAUGAGUUUAGCCAUGUUUAGGUAAUCAGACAUGUUUUUUAAAGUCCUGCUUUAAAGAUGUAACUUUGUUCUGUUUUAAUAUAUUUUAUUGACAUUUUUAAAAGAAAGUUUCAGAUACGGCAGCUAUAUUUUUUCUUUUCGGCGAAGUCCCUCAUAACAAAAUUAUAUAUUUUUUCUUAUUGUUUAUUCAAAGGAGUGUAAAUUUAAGGCCCUCCCUUUAAUGCUGUAGGUUUUGUAAUUUCCAUCGCUUGCGUUUUUUUUUCUCGUGAGCGGACGCGGUAGCAAGAUAAUUUUCGUUUGUUUCAUAAAAGAUAGCACAAGUCAUAAAAACCACGCCCUACACUGAACCAGAGGAAGAUUUUGAAUGUUCUUAUUUUUUGCCUUUUACAGUCAAAAAAAUGUUCAAAUGUUAAACAGUAAAUCAUAUGCAAAGUCAUUUUAUAAAUCGAUAUUUUAACCAUAGCCUAGAAUGCUCCCCUUUUAAUGUUUUCUUCUGAUUUUAAAAGAGAGAUGCAAAUAAAAAAAGUGAUUUCAUCCGAGAUCUCUAUUAGAAAUGAUUUACUUAUCGGGUGGUUAAUUUCGCAGAUUACGAAAAGCAUUUUUGCAUAGACUUAGUUUGUCUCUUUUGCUCCAACAUUUGCUUCCAUUUUUACUUUUUUCGACGAUUUUAUAUACAAAGUGUACAUUAAACAUGAAAUAAUACAUAGAAUAAUUUCAACCUUG